Apiotrichum porosum is the source of this 432-nucleotide messenger RNA. It is a transcript of the gene APS2, whose product is annotated as AP-2 complex subunit sigma. NCBI's taxonomy places the organism in Eukaryota, Fungi, Basidiomycota, Tremellomycetes, Trichosporonales, Trichosporonaceae. Gene Ontology annotation, biological process: protein transport; clathrin-dependent endocytosis. The record is from RefSeq and is a predicted model, not a curated record. Gene Ontology annotation, cellular component: AP-2 adaptor complex; intracellular membrane-bounded organelle. The transcript is spliced from 5 exons. Gene Ontology annotation, molecular function: clathrin-cargo adaptor activity. The coding region runs from base 1 to 432 and encodes 143 amino acids.
AUGAUCAAGUUCAUUCUCGUCCAGAACAGGCAGGGCAAAACCCGUCUGUCAAAGUGGUAUGCGCCAUAUGAGGACGACGAGAAGGUCAGGCUACGCGGCGAGGUGCACCGUCUCAUCGCGCCCAGAGACCAGAAGUACCAGUCCAACUUUGUCGAGUUCCGCAACGACAAGAUCGUCUACCGCCGCUACGCUGGUCUCUUCUUCUGCGUCUGCGUCGACUCGAACGACAACGAGCUCGCGUACCUCGAGGCGAUCCACCUCUUUGUGGAAGUGCUUGACGCCUUCUUCCAGAACGUGUGUGAACUUGACCUCGUGUUCUCCUUCUACAAGGUGUAUGCCAUCCUCGACGAGGUGUUCCUCGCAGGCGAGAUCGAGGAGACGUCAAAGACAGUCGUCCUCGAACGACUCGACUACCUUGAAAAGCUCGAGUAA